This is a messenger RNA of Penicillium salamii, 408 nucleotides long. Lineage: Eukaryota; Fungi; Ascomycota; Eurotiomycetes; Eurotiales; Aspergillaceae. The record is from the annotation of a GenBank genome assembly.
AUGAAAUUCAAGGAGAAAAGGUCUAACACUUGCUCCAGGCCGCCACUGUUAGUGCCAGCAAUGCACGUCCACCUUUUGAAUUGCAAAUCACCAGAUCCUCUUUCUCGGCGUCUAGGUCUCAACAAACUGGAAUUGUGUAUGAUGGUUUUGGAGCAGUUGCAACACACCCACCCAUCAUCUUCGCUAUUCCGGGGCAUCUUUCUAGAGGCUAUCCAUCAUAUCUUCCCAAGCUACGUAGCUCAGUCUACCAUACCAGAGCUUGCUACAUCAGAAGAUUCAUUGCAGCCUAAUGUCAUGACCGAUGGCCUCAUGGCCGGAUUCAAUAUCGGCGAAGACGCUAUCGAUGCACUGAUGGACGAGGUGUCGAUAUUUAAUUUUUGGGAGUCGCUUAACAACAUGCAGUCAUAG